Cannabis sativa is the source of this 1625-nucleotide messenger RNA. Its product is annotated as anthocyanidin 3-O-glucosyltransferase 2. Gene Ontology annotation, molecular function: UDP-glycosyltransferase activity. Lineage: Eukaryota; Viridiplantae; Streptophyta; Magnoliopsida; Rosales; Cannabaceae. The coding region runs from base 76 to 1494 and encodes 472 amino acids. The record is from RefSeq and is a predicted model, not a curated record. The transcript has a single exon.
ACCACUUAAACACCACGCAAAUAAGAUUAACUUCAUCAAGUCGAAAACUAAAACAUUAUACCUGACCUUACCAAAAUGAUGAAGAGAAACGAGUUGGUUUUCAUUCCAGUGCCCGGAAAAAGCCACUUGGCUCCGUCAGUAGAGUUUGCACAUGAGUUACUAAGAAAAGAUGAUCGAUUUUCUGUAACUUUUCUUCUCAUAAAUUCUUCAUUUGAUAUGAGUCCUAUUCCAAUGCCGGUCAGUUCUAAUCCCCACAUUCAGUUCCUUCGUGUUCCUCAACCUCAAUCCUCACAACUUCCCUCACGAGACCUAAUGAAAGACUCCUUUGUAAACUACACAAUUCUUUAUAUUAAGAGUCACGCUACUCAAAUCAAAGAUAUCAUAGCCAACCGCUUCUCCACCCCAUCCUCUAAUCACUUCUCCGGAUUGAUCGUCGACACUUUCUGCGCCGAAAUCAUCGACGUUGCCGUUGAACUUGGUGUUCCCUCGUACUUAUUCUUCACCAGCGGCGCCGCCAUUCUGGGUUUAUUGCUAUACCUCAACAGCAAUACGGACAAGCUUGAUGGUUCUGAGUCAGAUGUCGACCACCACAUACCAAGCUAUCUCAACCCAGUUCCGACGAACGUUUUACCUACCUCUUUUACGGACAAGGAAGAUAUGAUGAAGACUCAAGGCAAUAACAUAAGGAAAACCAAGGGUAUAAUAGUGAACACAGUACUGGAGUUAGAAACUCAUGCGGUUCAAUCACUUUCCGACGGAGUAAUUCCACCUCUUUAUACCGUUGGUCCACUUUUGGACAUUAAGGGUAAGGUUAACGGUAGACAAUCAGAUCGUGACCAGAUCAUGAAGUGGCUUGACGAUCAGCCGCCCAAGUCCGUGGUGUUGCUCUGUUUCGGCAACUAUGGUGCUUUCAGUACAACUCAGCUGAAAGAGAUCGCCAUUGGGCUCGAGCGCAGCGGUCAGAGGUUCUUGUGGUCCGUACGGAAAUCCCAGUCAGAUGGCACAACUGAAGAUUACGAAAAUCCCAAUGAAGCUCUGCCAGAAGGAUUCCUGGAGAGGACGAAGGAAGUGGGAAGGGUAUGUGGUUGGGCUCCACAAGUGGAGGUCCUAGCACACCCGGCUACCGGAGGUUUCGUGUCUCACUGUGGAUGGAAUUCUAUACUGGAGAGUUUGUUGUUCGGAGUGCCGAUUGUGACGUGGCCAAUGUACGCAGAGCAGAAUAUCAACGCGUUUCAGUUGGUGAGGGAUUUGGAGUUGGGUGUAGAACUUACAUUGGAUUUUAGAAGGGACAGUGGUGAUAUUGUAAUAACUGCUGAGGAAGUAGAGAGAUCUUUAAGAUGCUUGUUUAACAGUGGUGAAGGUAGUUUAGUAAGGAAAAAAGUAGAGGAGAUGAGUGAUAAGUUUAGGAAGGCUGUGUCGAAAGGUGGGUCUUCUUACGAGUCAUUUAGAUGUUUCGUGGAGGAUGUUUUGGCCAAUGUUGAACUUCAAAAUUAGUGUUAAGCAGAAACCAAUUGAGCUGUACUUUCGUAGUAAUUAAAAUAUAGUUGUAUAUCAUAUUCAUAUGUUCUGUUGUAGUGAUGUAUGUUUAAUUUUCAUGGCAUAAUUAUAGCGGUAAUAUUAUUAUA